Messenger RNA from Plasmodium reichenowi, 1470 nucleotides. Its product is annotated as DNA polymerase epsilon subunit b, putative. Gene Ontology annotation, biological process: DNA strand elongation involved in DNA replication; DNA replication. The record is from RefSeq and is a predicted model, not a curated record. Lineage: Eukaryota; Apicomplexa; Aconoidasida; Haemosporida; Plasmodiidae. Gene Ontology annotation, cellular component: delta DNA polymerase complex. The transcript has a single exon. Gene Ontology annotation, molecular function: DNA binding. Bases 1 to 1470 code for a protein of 489 amino acids.
AUGGACGAAAAAGUAACAAACCAAGAAGUCGAAGAAAUAAUAAAACAUAUUAAUGAGAAUAAGAAGAAUGAAGGAGAACAUCAGAAUAAGAAAAUAAAGAAGAAACAUUUCGAAUAUGUAAAUUUAUCGGAAAGGUUUAUAAUUACAUGCCCUACAUAUACACAACAAUUUAGUCAUAUUUAUAGUUUGAGAAUAAAAAUUAUGAAAACACUUUUGAUGAGAACAAUAGAAGAUAUUGUGAAGAAGGAAGAAGGAUAUGAAAGAAAAAAAAAAAAUAUAAAUAGUGAAAAUAUAAAUAAUAAUGAAAAUAUAAAUAAUAAUCAAAAUAUAAAUAAUAAUGAAAAUAUAAAUAAUAAUGAAAAUAUAAAUAAUUAUAAUAAUUAUCAUAUUCUUCAAUAUUUAAAAGAAAUUAAAGUAAACGAAAAAUGUUAUUGUAUUGGUACGAUUUUUAAAAAAAUGGAAUUGCGUCCAUCUAUAUUAAAUGAAUAUUUAAGUGAAAUAAACAUAAUUAAUAAUACAAUAAAUUAUACACAUGAUGAAGAUAUUUUAUUCUUAGAAGAUGAAACAGCUAGAUUAAAAUUAGAAGGAAAUAUAAAUAGUGAUUUUUAUAUAACAGGUUUAACUAUUAUAGUAAAAGGUAUUGGUAUGAGUAAUGGUUCUUUAUAUGUAGAAGAAAUUAUAUAUUCUUAUAUUCCUAAAUUAGAUAUACCAAAGUGUAUAAGUAAUGAUGAUAAAUUUAUUUUAUUUGUAUCUGGAUUAUAUAUUAAUGAAUUAAAUAAAAGUAUUAAUAAUAUAUCUUUAUUAAGAAAUUUUAUUCUAAGAUUACAUGGUGAUACAUAUUUAUCAGAAAAUCUAAUUAGAUUAAUAAUUCUUGGUAAUUCUCUAAGUAAUAUUGAUAAUGAUGAAAAGGAUAUGAACACAAUAGAUGUUUUCUUAUCAUCAUUAUGUUCUUCAAUACAUAUUGAUUUAAUGCCUGGUGAUAAAGAUCCUAGUGAUUCUAAUUUACCACAACAACCUUUUCCUAAUAUAUUUUUUAAAAAAGCAAGAAAUUUUAAUUCUUUUCAAUGUGUUACUAAUCCAUAUUUAUUCUCUAUCGAUAAUAUUAAUAUAUGUUGUAUGUCAGGAGAACCUGUUCAUAAUAUUACUUCUUAUUCAAAAAAUAAUAAAAUCAAUGCUCUCAAACUUAUUGCACAAAGCAGAAUAUUAUCUCCCACGUCUCCAGAUACUUUAGGAUGUUACCCCUUUACAAAAAAUGAUCCUUUCUGCUUAAAUGACGAUAAUACAUAUCCACAUAUAUUUAUUAAUGGUAACUGUUCAAAAUUAGAAGUCCAAUACAUGCAAGAUGAUAAUAAACAAUUGCCUCUCUUAGUAUGUCUUCCAAACUUCAAUAUCUCACCGAAAGCCUUCCUUAUUAACCUCAAAAAUUUAGAAUACAAAAUAUUAACUUUUCAAAUUGACGAAGACAAAUAA